UUGAGUAUAAAGUUGGCAUGCCUGGUUAGUGUUCCUUGGGAAGGCGGAUUCUGAGUCAGUAGUCUGCUGUACCUAGUCAGAUGCAGCGGGUGGGGAUCGGAAACCGUCUGGAGUGUGUCAUCAUCCUCCAGAAAUAUAAAUUCGGGCGCUUUUCAGAAAUGCGGCAAGAAAUCCAAUCGAGUUAGCCUUUUUUUUAACCCUUGGAGCAACCAAACCCGGAAUCGCAGGUGGGGGAGGGAGGAGAGAAAAUAACCGAGGGCUGUGUGAACCAUGGCAGGAGACAGCGACCAAACGGUGCAGAACCACAAGCCCCGCAAGCCCUUUCUAAUCGGGGUCGGAGGGGGCACCGCCAGCGGCAAAUCUUCAGUUUGUGCAAAAAUAGUCCAGCUUCUCGGCCAAAAUGAAAUCGAUCAUCAUAAGCGGCAGGUGGUUAUUGUGAGUCAAGACAGCUUUUACCAAGUGUUAACAGCAGAACAGAAAGGAAAAGCAAUGAAAGGCCAAUUUAACUUCGAUCAUCCAGAUGCUUUUGAUAAUGAAUUAAUAUUGAACACCCUGAGGGAUAUUGUUGAAGGCAAAACCGUUGAGAUUCCUGUCUAUGACUUUGUUUCACAUUCCAGAAAAUCUGAGACGAUUACUGUUUACCCAGCAGACGUGGUGCUUUUCGAAGGUAUCUUGGCCUUUUAUAUGCAGGAGAUCCGAGACAUGUUUCAGCUGAAGCUUUUUGUGGACACUGACGCAGACACCCGGCUAUCACGCAGAGUAUUAAGAGACAUCAGUGAAAGGCAACGGGACCUGGAACAAAUUUUAACACAGUAUAUAACAUUUGUCAAGCCAGCUUUUGAAGAAUUCUGUCUCCCAACUAAAAAGUAUGCAGACGUCAUCAUUCCAAGAGGAGCAGAAAACAUGGUUGCCAUAAACCUGAUAGUGCAGCAUAUCCAAGACCUUCUCAAUGGUGGGCUGAGCAAACGUCAGAAUGGUUAUUUGAAUGGCUACACUCUUUCAUGCAAGAGAGACACUUCGGAUUCCAACAGCAGACCACACUGACUGAAGGCCAGGCAGUAGAAAUCCUCUACUGAAAUUUAGCAUUGACUUUAAUAUUUACUGUUUAUGGGAAGGGAAUAUCAGUCAAGGUCUUAUAAUAAUUGUUGAAAGCAAAAUGACACUUCUUUUCUGGUGACAAUACAAUGUUUUUCAGCAUUUAUUUUUGCCAAUGCUUUAUUUUAAAAUAAGUGGAUUCCUUAUUAAAUGUUUGUGCUCAAGUAUCUCUGGUAAAGAAAUACAAUCCAAUAAUUUUGCAUUUUAUUUUGGAAGUGUAAGAAUGAAGGCAAAUCUUGCCUUGGUGUGAGCAUCAUUUUGCCAAAUAACUUUCGACAUGGGAAAGAAGCUGGGGAGCAAAAUGUUCACUGUUGUGCCUAAGAUACAGAAAUCUUUGUAUUAAUGUCUGUGCACUGAAGGGACUUUACCUGCUAACCCAUGAUGUUCCAUUGGAUUGGUUUUACAAAAAUUGCAGGCACUCUUAGGUUUGAGCAAGGGGCUGACAAGUGUUUGCAAUUCAUCAGUUUUCUUAAUGGAUAUGACGGUCAUUACUGGGGAACUUGCCUGAAUGCAAAAUGCAUUUGUGGUAGCUAUGUGAUUUGGUGAAAGGGCAAUUUAAAUUCUUUUGUGGGUUUAGAUUGUACUGAGUUAUUACAUUACAUUACAACACUUCUGAACAAUUUAUAUUCCUUUAUUAGGCUUACUUGACCCAAAGGAGUUCUGUGAAACCUGCAGUAUUGGUUCACCAGUACUUUUAAUCAUUCUAUCAUUUAUUCUGAAUAGGAAGCUAUGCUAAAUAAAGAUGGAUUGACUUUGUAUUUCCAGAAUCCUUUCAGAAAAGAAGGGAGGAUAAUGAUGCAGAUCAAACAAGCCAUAUUAUUUUAGUUAUACAUAAAAGUCUUGCAGAUCCGUUUCUCCCAGCUCCCCUUCCAUCAUUUGACAACAUUUCAGUUUUUUUCUUUAAAGAAACAAUUUUAGGAUCUUGUGCCUCCACUAAUUUUCCAGAAAUCUAUUCUAUACAAUCGCUUGUCUUUUCAAUAAUUUGAGCCUUCUGUCUCUUUUCGUCCUAUUUCCUUUAAAUUUAAUCAUACAAGUUGAUCUUUUCUCUGUCCCUUUGCUAUCUUGUUGCCUAGAUAUGAUCACUGCAUCCAUCUGCAAUUUUUCGGUUGGUUUUGGUGUAAGUUAUUUCAUUUGAAUUGGAAGAAGAGUGAACUCUUUUUGUUUUGUCAAACUGGAACCAAACAAGGAGAUAACAAAUUCUGCCUCUGUUUUCCUCCACCCACUACCUCUAUCACUCGUCGUUCAAUUUCCAUUAAUUUCGCACUACUACUUUCAGUUCCUGUUACUGAUGAAAGGGUGCACCCUGCCACCGCAGCCUUUUACAAAUUCUAAUAAGAAUUUCUGCACAUUUCCAGUAUCUCGAGUCCAUAUUUGAGAUUUAAUUAUUUGUGUUUACUUUGAGACCAGGGUAUCUCCUGUGCUCAAACUGAAUCUGCUCCAGAAUUGAUCUUCAUUAAAAGCCGCUUUUAUCAAUGCAUUUUAACGUGAAAAGUUUCAGGAUGCAAAACAUUAACCCUUUUUUUGUUUUGAGUUUCAUUUUCAUUGCUAAGACACAUAUUGGACCUAUUUAAUGUCAACCUGCUGUAUUUUUGUUUUGAGGGAGCACUGAGUGCAGAGAUUUAGGCGUUAACAUUAAAUACCAGUAGUGCCAAGCCAUAAAGAGUAUUUUCAGGUUAAGUUGAAGGACAAAUGGCAGCUGUGUGAGUUUUGUAGAUGCAAAUAAUGUUGGCUAAAGUAAGACCUACACAUAGAAAGUGGGUAGGAGUAUACAUGAUAGUACCUUUCUAGAUUCAGGAGAUAUAUAAUGAAAAUAUGUUAAUAUCAUUCAUGAAUUGGGUCAUUGCUGUUGCUGUAACCCGCUGCUUCUGGAAACCAAUAUAGACAUAUUGGUUCACACUAAGAUUGUGGUCAAUUCGUCCUUUUAGCCAAUUUUUUAUUUCAAUGGUUGUACAUGUAGAUGUUUUUUGUUUAUUUAGAAAGGCAGAAAGAUUAAAUGCUUACUAACUCUGAAAUUUGAAGCUUUAUGUGGAUGCUUGGUCCUGACUCUAAAGAACUUGAAAUGUAAACAAAGUGCUGAAAUACGCUAAGCAUCAUUAACCUGAAAUGGCAAAUCUGUUUGUCUCGACAGAUGCUGCAUGACCUGCUGAGAAUUUCAGUAUUUGCUUCCAAUUUCUGAUAGCCACAGUAUUUUGCUUUUGCCUAAAAUACUUGAAUUGUAUUUGUUGUCUAAAAGGCAAAUGCCUGUAAGCUUAUGUUUCUGCCAACUUCUGAAUUGUUACACAUUUCUGGGGUUUUACUGGCUAUCACAUAAAUGGGGAAUUAAACUUGAAGGAGAAAUAUAA
Molecule: messenger RNA, 3437 nt
Organism: Stegostoma tigrinum
Lineage: Eukaryota; Metazoa; Chordata; Chondrichthyes; Orectolobiformes; Stegostomatidae
Product: uridine-cytidine kinase 2-like
Exons: 7
Coding region: 271-1044 (257 amino acids)
Cellular component (GO): cytoplasm; cytosol
Molecular function (GO): ATP binding; kinase activity
Source: RefSeq, a predicted model, not a curated record